AUGGCGUCGUUGAGCAGAAUAAUUUUUUGCAUUGGUGCACUGUUUCUCUUUCAUUCUGGGUACUCUGCUGUACAGCACAAAUCUUUCUUAAAAUUAGCUGAGAUGGAUUAUAGUAGUCUGCCUAUUGAUAUUACAGUUGAAUGUUUGCUUGGUAGCUUAUUGUGCUGUGUAGCUGUUCUAGAAGGUAUGAGUCAGUAUAGAGAUUUCCGUUUGACAAGUGAAUUGUAUUCAAAGAAGCUUGAUGGUGUUUAUAACAAGCAAAAUUUUAUGAUUUUCAAUCACAGAGGCAGUGCUUUGAGUAAUUAA
Amphimedon queenslandica is the source of this 306-nucleotide messenger RNA. RefSeq names its product membrane magnesium transporter 1-like. The coding region runs from base 1 to 306 and encodes 101 amino acids. Gene Ontology annotation, cellular component: EMC complex; Golgi apparatus; plasma membrane. The record is from RefSeq and is a predicted model, not a curated record. NCBI's taxonomy places the organism in Eukaryota, Metazoa, Porifera, Demospongiae, Haplosclerida, Niphatidae. The transcript has 4 exons.